This is a messenger RNA of Rosa chinensis, 760 nucleotides long. RefSeq lists its product as uncharacterized. The coding region runs from base 90 to 611 and encodes 173 amino acids. The record is from RefSeq and is a predicted model, not a curated record. NCBI's taxonomy places the organism in Eukaryota, Viridiplantae, Streptophyta, Magnoliopsida, Rosales, Rosaceae. The transcript is spliced from 2 exons.
AUGGACAGUUCGUCAUAUUCUAGUUUCUAAAGUGGAAAUUAGUCUUGUGACUCUUGUCUGAUAAUUAUUAGUGAUCAGAUAACACUAGAAUGGAUUAUGAAACUUUCGUCAACAACAUUGACAAGGAUUUGGUGCUACUUAAAACUAUACCACCACCUGCUGGUUGCACCGAUUGGGCUCAAGAAAUCCAGUCUCUUAGUAGAGAGCCAGAGCUCCUGAACUUGCUCAAGAAUACUGAGUACCUAUUGGAGCGAGUUAAGCUCAUGGAUAAGGCCCUGAAUGGGAACUGGGAGACCGGCUACCCUUACAAAUCAAUAGCACAACUUCAGAGUGCUCGAGACUAUCUCAACAAAGAAAUUGCAUCCACCUUCCGUAAAACUCGCUUUGUGAAUCAAGUGCUCUUGAUCAAGAGAAUAGAGGAGGUGGAGGAGGGACUUAAGGCUAUGGAUCCCAAUGAGUAUAGCUUCUCUAAUUUGGCUUCAGCGAGGCAAGAACUUAAGUAUGCUCGACGAGAUGCCCAAAGAAAGAUGACUGAGAUGGAGUUGUGCGCAAAAGCCAAUAAGUGGUGUUCAUCCAAAUUGACUGCCGUUUUUGGUAAAUUCUUUGGGUAAAUGCCACUCCAUCCUUUGGCUAGCAAACAAUGUUCUAUGUUUGUUUGUUUGUCUUUUUUUUUUUUUUGGGGAAGGGAUUUGGAUUUUCCAUGUUUGUUUGAGGAAUCAUUUAUGGUUCGAUCAUCAAUAAGAAGUUAGAUGUAGCACAA